Aspergillus puulaauensis is the source of this 1260-nucleotide messenger RNA. Its product is annotated as putative DnaJ domain protein (Mas5). Gene Ontology annotation, molecular function: Hsp70 protein binding; ATP binding. The record is from RefSeq and is a predicted model, not a curated record. Gene Ontology annotation, cellular component: cytoplasm. The transcript is spliced from 6 exons. Gene Ontology annotation, biological process: response to heat; protein refolding. The coding region runs from base 1 to 1260 and encodes 419 amino acids. NCBI's taxonomy places the organism in Eukaryota, Fungi, Ascomycota, Eurotiomycetes, Eurotiales, Aspergillaceae.
AUGGCCGAAACUGUGGUCGACCUCUACGAGGUCCUACAAAUCUCGCGCGACGCAAACGGAGAUGAGAUCCGCAAGGCCUAUCGCAAAGCCGCCUUAGCAAACCAUCCCGAUAAGGUCCCAGAAGAGGAGCGCGAAGCUGCGUCGAUCCGAUUCAAGGAUGUCCAGCAAGCCUACGAAAUCCUGAGCGAUGACGACAAGCGGCACCUCUACGAUACACAUGGCAUGGGUGCUUUCAACGGUUCUGGUGAACCGGGAAUGAACGGAGGACCCGACCUUGAUGAUAUUCUUGCGCAGAUGUUUGGAAUGGGAGGCAUGGGUGGUGGUAUGCCGGGUAUGGGCGGCGGUAUGCCGCGGCCUCGACAGAGCCCGGACGAGGAGCAAAAGUACGAGAUCACCUUGGAGGAUUUGUAUAAGGGAAAGACAACGAAAUUUGCGAGCACCAAGAACGUGAUUUGCAGUCUUUGCAAGGGUAAGGGUGGCAAGGAGAAGGCGACGGCAAAGAAAUGCUCUACUUGUGAUGGACAAGGUUUCAAGGAGGUUCUCACACGCAUGGGUCAGUUUUUGACUAAGUCCACUGCUGUCUGUACAACCUGCAACGGUGACGGUCAGUUCUUCGCAACCAAAGACAAGUGCAAGAAGUGUAAGGGCAAGAAAACGAACGAGGCGAAGAAGAUUCUGGAGAUUUACAUUCCCCGCGGGGCGAAGGAUGGUGAUCGGAUUGUGCUAGAAGGCGAGGCGGACCAAGUCCCUGGUCAAGAGCCUGGGGAUAUCGUGUUCCAGCUGGAACAAGAGGAACACCCAGUAUUCACACGAGCCGGCGCAGAUCUCAAGGCAACUAUCGACGUUACAUUGGCCGAAUCACUGACCGGCUUUUCCCGCGUGGUAAUCAAGCAUCUCGAUGGACGCGGAAUCGAACUCCAACAUCCCAAGACGCCGGGACAGAUCCUUUCUCCAGGCCAAGUCCUCAAGGUACCCGGCGAAGGAAUGCCGAUCAAGCGUUCGGACUCUCGCGGCGACUUGUAUCUAAUCGUCAACAUCAAAUUCCCAGACGAGAAAUGGAAGCCCAGCGCAGCAGUUCUUGAAAGACUGAAGGAGAUGCUACCCGGACCCGACGCUCGCAUCGAAGCGGGGACAGUGGACGAUGUCGAAUAUGAAUCCAAGGCGAACAUCGAUGAUUUCGGAUCUCAGGACCCCUCUGGAGGAGAUGCAUGGGAAGAUGACGACGAAGAGGAAGGCGGACCCCAGUGCGCUACCCAGUGA